AUGGUGACAAUCGUCAGCCUGUCGCGGGGAAAGUGCGGUCUCUCCAAAGGCGUCAAAAGGUACCUGGUUGACAUCGCAGCAGCGGAUCAGCUCGUCGUUCUCUUCAAUCUGUUACUGGGCAUGAUUCUGAUGACUUACAUGCCAGUUGAGCUUUUACUCUGGUCGUUACGUGUUUCCAUGUGUAAUAUCCAAGCUGCCCUGCUCUUCGCCAACACGAACUGUUCUGUCUGGUUCACAGUCACUUUCACCUUUAAUCGAUUUUUCUCCAUUUGUUUUCAGAAGCUGAAACGAAAAUACUGCACCGGGAGAGCGGCGGCACUGGUUCUGGGGACAGUGAUUCUGCUGAGCUACCUGAAGAAUAUUUUCUGGUAUCUUUCGCUCCAUGGGACACAUACGUUGAUAAUGUCCACCGAGGUGUGUAUGCGUCAUUUUAGUUAUUCCCGAUCACAGGAGACAACAUUUCUAAUGAUUCCUUCCUUCCUUACCCCAAUAUUCCCAUUUGUCCUCAUUCUGCUGCUCAACAGUUUAACCAUCAGACACGUCUUCGUGGCCAGCCGAGUCCGGAGGAAUCUCCAUGGUUCGCGCGAUGGCGAGACUCCCGCGGACCCGGAGAUGAAAAACCGUAGGCAAUCUCUUCUGUUACUGCUGGUGAUGUCGGGAAAUUUCAUCCUGCUGUGGGCGCUGCUGACGGUGUGUUCCGUAUGGGAAAGCCUGUUUUUUAAUGUCGGCUCCAUUCCCCCGAAUUCUCUGCUGGAGCUGGGCUACGCGCUGCAACUGCCGAGCUGCUGCAUCAACAUGGCCCUUUACGCCGUGGUCCAGGCCAGGUUCAGGGCGCAGCAGAAGGAGGCGGUGAAAUCGCCCUUCAGUCUCAUGGCAAAGCUUAUUCGGCGUUGUCGGGACAUCCUUCUUCCUCAGUGA
This is a messenger RNA of Hypanus sabinus (Atlantic stingray), 918 nucleotides long. Its product is annotated as probable G-protein coupled receptor 139. Gene Ontology annotation, molecular function: G protein-coupled receptor activity. Gene Ontology annotation, cellular component: membrane. Gene Ontology annotation, biological process: G protein-coupled receptor signaling pathway. Lineage: Eukaryota; Metazoa; Chordata; Chondrichthyes; Myliobatiformes; Dasyatidae. The coding region runs from base 1 to 918 and encodes 305 amino acids. The record is from RefSeq and is a predicted model, not a curated record. The transcript has a single exon.